GCCGGGCGACGUGCUUACGUGUCGGAGAGUAACCGUCAUGGAGCGGGGACUAAGGCGAAAGCGGCGGUCGCCGCAGCCCCAGCCUCCCGGGGAGCGCGUGGUGCCAUGAGUCCCGCUGCCGCCAGAUUCAGCCCACAAGAGAACAAACCCAGCAGCACUCACGCUGGCUAAUUUUAGCUAAUAACCACUCUGCCUGAUUGCUGUGGCAGCAAGUGAGAGAUGGAUAAGGCUUCCUUGUUGUGGCAUUGAACUGUAUACGUACGUCCUACUUGGACUACUCUUGCAAUUCAAACCCAUCAUGACAGGCUCUACUUCCAAUGCCCACCACGGCCCCCAUCCCAAGGGAGCCAAAGGGGGCCGGUCAAGGAGCACUCAUGCACGGCCUGUCAGCACAGCCAACAACGGGGGCUCAGAAGAAGAAGACAAAGAUGGAGGGGUGCUUUUCCUCGUCAAUAAAAGUGGCUUCCCGAUCGACGGGCAGACCUGGGAGAGGAUGUGGGUGCAUGUGGCAAAGGUGCACCCUGCAGGCAGAGAGAUGGUGGAGACAAUAAGGAAUGCUGCAUACCUGGCUAAACCUUCAGUGCCACCAGUGCCAAACUACAGGCUCUCCAUGUCUGUCCCAGAAUGGCUUCAAGCAAUACAGAAUUACAUGAAGAUGCUGCAAUACAAUCACACAGGAACUCAGUUCUUUGAAAUUAGGAAAACAAGACCUCUAAGUGGGUUAAUGGAGACGGCUAGAGAAAUGACCAAGGAAUCCUUACCUAUCAAAUGCCUUGAAGCAGUUAUCCUGGGGAUAUACUUAACCAAUGGGCAGCCUUCCGUGGAACGAUUCCCAAUCAGCUUUAAAACCCACUUCUCAGGAAACUAUUUUCAUCAUGUGGUGCUUGGGAUUUACUGCAAUGGCCGAUAUGGCUCACUGGGCAUGAGCAGAAGAUCAGAUCUGAUGGACAAACCUUUGACCUAUCGAACCCUGACUGAUCUUGUCUUUGAAUUUGAAGAUUCCUAUAAAAAGUAUUUACAUUCAGUCAAAAAAGUAAAAAUUGGAUUAUACGUCCCGCACGAGCCACACAGCUUUCAGCCCAUUGAGUGGAAGCAGCUGGUCCUCAAUGUAGCAAAGAUGAUGCGGACGGACAUAAGGAAGGAGCUGGAGAAAUAUGCCAGAGAUAUGAGAAUGAAGAUUCUGAAACCCUCAAGUGCCCACUCUCCAAUCAAAGAGAGAUCACGAGGCAAGUCACUGUCCCCUCGCCGAAGGCAAGUCAGCCCUCAGAGACGGGUGUGCAGAAGAGACAAAUCGCCUGCAGUGAUGGACAAGAAAGUGGGUGAUCUCACUACAUUGAAUGAAGUGGGCUAUCAACUACGCAUCUAACAAAGCCAUAAACCAGAUGGAGGGCUUCCAUGGUGCUUCACUGCAUAUUACCCUACGCUCUGUUGGAAGGAAGGGGGGUAAAAAAAAAGAAAAGAAAAGAAACCGGGCCUAUUUAUUAAGAACUUGUGGAUUUUAUUUAAAGUUGCACUUAGAAAAUAGAAAUUCUAGAAUAACGAUGGCAGUAUUAUCUGUUUUUAAGUUCAUUAAGUGGCAUCAAUGAAAAACUAAAUUAUCUUCACCAGGCUUUCUUCCCCCCAUCAAAUAGGAGGGAACUACUGUGGUGGGUUUUUUUAAUUAAUUUAAAUAAUUGUUUCUAAUCUAUUUAAUUGGCUUUGAAUGUUGUGCUACAUUGGUAGUAUUAGGAGUGGUGAUGAAAUCCUAUUUCUCGUUAGUGUUAAUGUGCUGGGGGCAGUCAGUUUAAACAGUCAGUAUUAAUUUUAUUCAGCAAUAAAAAUAGCAGUGCAGAGGUGGAUGUGACUUUUUAAAGUGUCUAUUACCUCAGUAUAGAACAGAUAUGCAAAACUGACCAUUUUAAUUUUAUAAUCAAUUUGUAGUUUUCCAGCAUUUCUGGGAGUACUAUAGAACUGCAUUAGAUGCACCCCACCACUCUUAUCAUGUGCAUGCCUAUGAGAGAGUGUGUAAGGUUUGAUUAUAUGCAAGUGUCUUCUUGAAAGCACUGCUGUCUUAUUAGAAAUACAGAGAACCGGCUGAGGUUUCUGUUGGGUUUUUUAAUAACCAGCCAACAAUGAAUUUUUAAAAUUUCAUAUUUUUUUUAAACUUUGUCACAAGCUUUUAAACUUUGCAGACUAGACUGUUAAAGCACAAGACCUGGAGAUCAUUGUUUUGUAGAGACUAGCAUUUGCAUUGUAUUAACAGUCAAACUGUGUGUACAGUCUCAGAUUCACAAGGAAAUGUCAGAAUCAAAAGGCUUCCUUGAGAGUUUACUUUUCUAUUCAUAUUUGUGUGUAAUUUUGAAUCAUUUGUCUUUGAAGGUUAAACAGUAUAAGGUGAUGAUGCCUUUGUGUCUUAUAUUAAGAUCAGACAUCACAACUUAGGGAAGGUUCUUGUUUAUAUGCAUUACAGUAACUUACAGUGACCUUUAAAAAGACCUGGCUAAAGAAAUUCUUAUUAGAAUAAGUGUAGCAAUAAUAGUUGAUUUUCAGAUAUUUUUUUCAAGAACAAGUUUGUCUAUCUCCUUCUUCGUUAUAGUGUCCUUUUACUGAUGGAUUUAACUAGCACUAUGGAUGUAUGGCUGGAUUUUCAAACCAGCUGAGCUCCCAUUUAGGAACCUAAGUAGUCAGAUUUCUGAAAUGGUCAGAUUUUCAAAGUGCUCCACACGCAGGAGUUCUCAUUGAACUCUGAGAGUUAGUGGGUGCUGAGUACUUGAAAGUUUAGCCAUUUCAUUUAGGUGCAUAAAUGGGAGCUGAGCUGUUCCGAAAAAGCUAGCCUAUACACCAGGGGUGGGCAAACUUUUUGGCCUGAGGGCCACAGCGGGGUUCCGAAACUGUACGGAGGGCUGGGUAGAGAAGGCUGUGCCUCCCCAAACAGCCUGGCCCUCGCCCCCUAUACACCCCCUCCCACUUCCCGCCCUCCCUCAGAACCCUCCCACCCAUCCAAUCCCCCCCCACGCCCUGUCCCCAACUGCUUCAUCCCCUAUCCACACUUCCACCCAGAUAGGUCUCCCAGGACUCCUACACCUAUCCAACCCACCCUGUUCCCCAUCCCGACUGCCCCCACCCCCCAGAAUCUCCACCCAUCCAACUGCUGCGGCGCUGCCCGGCAGGAGCUUGCAGCCCCUUGUGAGAAGUAGGAGUCCCAUAUUUUUAAUAAAUAUUUAGCUGUUAAGAGAAGUCAGUCCCCAAAGUUGGAGUCUGAUUUUCCAUGGCCUUGCAGCUUGCAUUUUUACAUGCUCACAGUGUAAGUGGGACUACUCACUUUAAAAGGUGUGAAUGAGGGUGCAAGGCCAAAGACAUUUUGGUGGGGCAGGGAGGGGGGAAUGUGGCCAUUUUGUUAUAAAGUACAGUAAAUCAACUGCCUUAGUACUUUUAAUGUCAGAUGGAAAAGUUUCCCCAAGCGAGCUAGUACAUAAACACUGAAUAAUAUAUUGAUCUGUUGUCUGGCCUUUCUUACGCCUGGAGGAAGUGAACGUGACUUUUUAUAAAAAGAGGUGGAAUUUUUGCAAUAUGCAAUGGUGAAAUAAGCUACAAAAUGACUAUAGAACAAGUUAAGGCCCCAUUCUGGCAAUGAGCUGUGGCAGGUCCUGCUGCAAUUGAAUAGGGCUCCAGUGAAAUUGGCUGGGUUUGCUGCAGAUGUAUUUGGAGCUCAUUGCAAGAUUGGGGUUAUGUAUCUAUCUCCCCUUCCCCCCCAAUAGCAAACAAAAAAACAGCUGGUAAUUUCUUUUCCUAAUUCACAUUUCAUUUUGAUUUCUCAAAACGAUUCCCCUUCUGUCUGAAGAACAGCACCGGUGAGGAUGACCUGCAUGCAUUGGAUGAAGUGAGCUGUAGCUCACAAAAGCUUAUGCUCAAAUAAAAUUGUUAGUCUCUAAGGUGCCACAAGUCCUCCUUUUCUUUUUGCGGAUACAGACUAACACGGCUGCUACUCUGAAACCUGAAUUUAGAGGAUUUCCUUUUCCCAAGUUAUGGAGAGGGUUCCUUGCAGUGAAACGUAAGGUUUCAUUACAGCCCACAUCCUUUUUGUUUUGUGUAUUUAUCAGGUCGUCUUUGCUUUAAGAUAGGUUUUGAAUAGGAUAGGGUUGGGGGGGAGGGAGAGGGGAGAGGUUAGGUGUGGGAGUAAAGAGUGGGGAAAGAUCAUGAUUUGUAUUAGUGUCAAAUUUUAAACCGUUACGAUUAUCAAUAGAAUUUCAAUUCUAAAACAAAUGUACUGCUCAGUUUUGUGACCCUGUAAGCAUAAGCCAACUCCUAGCUUACACAACAGGUUCCUCAUUAAUGAAGGGAUAAGGAAAAUAAGGUUUAGUUAAGCAACAGCAGCCUUGAUUUUAACUGUACUUUUGUGCCAUUAGAAUACACUUGAUUUUGAAAAAUCAUUUUUUCUACAGUACCCUGACUGUUUUGCAGUUCUUCCAACUCGAUGAUGUGGUUUUACCGGCAUCCAGAGUAUUUUGGGUUAUAUGUUUUAUCUGAACUUCUAACUUACUAAACCGAAGCUUUUCUAAACUAUAAAGCUGUGACAAAUUAUUUUGUACGUUGUUUGUUUUGAAGUACAAGUGAAUUUUGUUAAUUCUCUUUAAAUUUGCUCUUGCAUUUUCAUUUUUGUCUUACCUUUUAAAACUGUGAUUCCAACUGCCUGUUUUUCUAGCUCAUUGCAAAUUUGUCAAAUGAUAUUCUAGAAGAAUACAUGUGCAUGGUUGCGGGUCUUGCUUUUCUCAUCACUUGUAUGUUUAUGUGCAGCAUGGAAUUUUAAUAAAAUGUCUUGGUUUUUUUUUUAAUA
Messenger RNA from Dermochelys coriacea (leatherback sea turtle), 4813 nucleotides. RefSeq names its product vasohibin 2 (gene VASH2). Bases 299 to 1366 code for a protein of 355 amino acids. Lineage: Eukaryota; Metazoa; Chordata; Testudines; Dermochelyidae. Gene Ontology annotation, cellular component: cytoplasm. The record is from RefSeq and is a predicted model, not a curated record. The transcript has 8 exons. Gene Ontology annotation, biological process: regulation of angiogenesis.